AUGUUAAAUUCGGCAGAGCGUAACUACUCUCAAUUGGACAAGGAGGGGUUAGCCAUCAUGUUUGGAGUGAAACGAUUCCACCAGUACGUAUACACAUACGGUAGGAAGUUCACAAUAGUAACCGACCACAAGCCGCUUCUGGGGCUCCUCGGGGAGUCCAAGGCCAUUCCGCAGAUGGCCUCGCCGAGGGUACAAAGAUGGGCCAUUACCCUCUCUGCGUACAUAUACAAGCUGGUAUAUAAACCCGGAUCCGCUAAUUCAAAUGCGGACGCACUGAGUCGCCUUCCAAGAAGCACAACGACCACCGAGCCUGAGUUACCAACAGAAAUUCUGUCGAUGUUCAACAUCUUGCAGAGAACCCCUGUCACACCGAAGCGAGUUCGCGAGUGGACAGCACAUGACAGAGUUUUAUCACGUGUCCGGAAACAUGUGAUGUCCGGAUGGGGACAUUCUUGCGAAGAUGAAGAAUUGAAGCCGUACUUCAGUAGGAGACAUGAACUCAGCGUUCAAGAUGGAUGUGUCUUGUGGGGUACCCGGGUCGUCAUCCCCACUAAGGGUCGGGAACAGAUCUUAGAUGAGAUACAUGACACUCAUCCUGGAAUCGUAAGAAUGAAAGCCAUCGCGCGUGGAAUAGUCUGGUGGCCGAAACUAGACUCUGAACUGGAACGGAAGGUGAAGCAAUGCUCCGUUUGUCAGCAAUAUCAGCGCCUUCCACCGCGAUCUCCCGUACAUCCAUGGGAGUACCCGAGUGUUCCAUGGGAGAGAAUUCACAUCGAUUUUGCCGGUCCGUUCGAAUGA
Molecule: messenger RNA, 798 nt
Organism: Strongylocentrotus purpuratus (purple sea urchin)
Lineage: Eukaryota; Metazoa; Echinodermata; Echinoidea; Camarodonta; Strongylocentrotidae
Exons: 1
Coding region: 1-798 (265 amino acids)
Source: RefSeq, a predicted model, not a curated record